This is a messenger RNA of Metarhizium album ARSEF 1941, 651 nucleotides long. RefSeq names its product Phospholipase C/P1 nuclease, core. The record is from RefSeq and is a predicted model, not a curated record. NCBI's taxonomy places the organism in Eukaryota, Fungi, Ascomycota, Sordariomycetes, Hypocreales, Clavicipitaceae. The transcript has a single exon. Gene Ontology annotation, biological process: DNA catabolic process. Bases 1 to 651 code for a protein of 216 amino acids. Gene Ontology annotation, molecular function: endonuclease activity; nucleic acid binding.
AUGUCAUGGUUUGAACAAGACAGAAAGCAGGCGAGUUGUCGUUUGUCGCGGUUCGGCGCCGCCAGGUGGCGUUCAACGUUUCGGUUGUGCGAGGUUAUUUAUAUUUCAUCCAGCCCAGAGCUUGGGUUCCAUGUGGCCGCGCUUCAUCUUCCUCUUCUCUUCUACUCGACUCCAAGGACGGCUUUUGAGUUUGGCAUUCAGACUCAAAUACCACUCUCGGCGUAUACCGCUCUCGCUCUCUCUCGGCCUAUAAAGCCCGACACUCGCAUCAUCGUCUGCUUCCCCGAGACAAGAUACCACUUCAUCGGCGACUUGCACCAGCCCUUGCACAACGAGGACGUGGCAAAGGGCGGCAAUGAGAUCCAGGUCAGGUGGCAGCGGCGCGACCACAACCUGCAUGCCGUCUGGGAUGCCCUCAUCCUCGAGAAAAUGACGGAGCAUCUAGACCCCGCAUCGUCAACAUCCGUCGCCAAGCUGUGGGCAGGCGAGCUCGUCGGCGAGAUUACCGGCGGGAAAUAUGCCGCCGACAAGCAAACGUGGCUGGCGGAUUUUGAUCCUUCAGAUGCCCAUGCCACAGCCAUGGCCUGGUCGCGCGAGGCCAACGCCUACGUGUGCAAGAAUGGUGAGAAGUCGGGAUUCUCCUGCUCCUGA